Molecule: messenger RNA, 1692 nt
Organism: Chinchilla lanigera (long-tailed chinchilla)
Lineage: Eukaryota; Metazoa; Chordata; Mammalia; Rodentia; Chinchillidae
Gene: Msra
Product: methionine sulfoxide reductase A
Exons: 6
Coding region: 401-1102 (233 amino acids)
Biological process (GO): cellular response to oxidative stress
Cellular component (GO): cytoplasm
Molecular function (GO): peptide-methionine (S)-S-oxide reductase activity
Source: RefSeq, a predicted model, not a curated record
CAAAUGGACACACACUCUUAGUGGUCCGGAAGGAAGUUCCUCUUAUAUCUUACUGGGCAUAAGGAACAACCGCUAAGGAGGUGGUCACCGGGAGAAACUUUAACCCAAGCAUGCCACCUUGCUAAGCGUGACCAUUUUUUGGCCCCUACCGCUUUACGUACUUUGGGCGGGAAUGAGGACACACGUUCUCUACCUGAGAACUUUGUCCCUCAGCAGAGGAAGAACUGACCGGCCAGAGCACCCUGGGGGUAAGAACACGCCCCACUGACAGCCGGCGCGCAGCCUUAGGCAACCUCGGUUCCGGGGACAGCGGCUCCUCCAGCGCCCGCCCGCCUGGAGCCAGCCUCUUCACCCUGCGCCCCGCCGCCCGACCCGGACGCCCCUCGGCCGGCGCCCGCCCAUGCUUUCGGGGUUCAGGAGGGCUCGCCAGCUACUGCACGGCCUCUUUCCCGGCUCGAGGAUGGGUGACUCCGCCUCCAUGCUUGUCAGCCCUCAGGAGGCCCUGCCCGGCCGCAAGGAGUCGAUUCCCGUAGCCGCCAAACAUCAUGUCAAUGGCAACAGAACAGUUGAACCUUUCCCAGAGGGAACACAGAUGGCUGUAUUUGGAAUGGGCUGUUUUUGGGGAGCUGAAAGGAAAUUCUGGAUCUUGAAAGGCGUCUAUUCCACUCAAGUGGGCUUUGCAGGAGGCUAUACUCCCAAUCCUACUUAUAAAGAAGUCUGCUCAGGAAAAACUGGCCAUGCAGAAGUCAUCAGGGUUGUGUACCAGCCAGAGCGCAUCAGCUUUGAGGAACUGCUCAAGGUCUUCUGGGAGAAUCACGACCCGACCCAAGGCAUGCGCCAGGGCAACGACCACGGCACCCAGUACCGCUCAGCCAUCUACCCCACGUGCGCUGCGCAGAUGCAGGCGGCCCUGCAGUCCAAGGAGGACUACCAGAAGGGUCUGUCAAAGCACGGCUUUGGUCCAAUCACCACCGACAUCCGGGAGGGCCAGACUUUCUACUAUGCAGAAGACUACCACCAGCAGUACCUGAGCAAGAACCCGGAUGGCUACUGUGGCCUCGGGGGCACAGGGGUUUCCUGUCCCCUGGGUAUUAAGAAGUAACUUCUGCUGGCAUGGUAACCCCUGUAGGUUCCAGUAAAAAUGCUCUCCCCUAAUGGGCCAAUGCUUCUUUUUCACAUCAGUGGCUUUUUGAAGUGUGCUGAUAAAAAUCUGGGUUUGAUUGAGGUUUAUUUUACAAGAAGUACAAUGGCAAGUUGAUAAGAUGUAUUUGGUCUUCUGAUAAGUUCGGGUGGGAAUGACACUGUGAAAUUUUCUGAAUCAUUUGGGCUCUAAACAGAUCGAGAGAAUAUCAUGUGUCCUCCUCUGGGACUCUGGGCACCUGUCGUGGGAGCUGAGGGCUGGAGCUGGGAGACUGUGGCCCAGCACGGGGGACGUGGGAGCCUCCUCUCUGUCCUGCCCCACCUCCACGCCACCUGCCCUCCAGUGCCUUACAGCGUGUGUACAGGUGCAGCCUGCACGAAUCCUCCCCUGAGUCUCUGUGCGCCAUGGAACCUGGAUGUGUGUAAGGGGCUUUCUGUCUCUUCUCAGCACCCUGUGCCGUGGGAAGUGCAUUAGCUUGAGGAAUCCAAUGCUUUGCUUACAGCUGCAAGAAAUGCUUAUCCUAAUAAAAACCUAUAGUUCAGUGAUACAAA